CUUGUAAGCAACUACUCAGAGUCUUAUAUUUAUAACAAUCAACUCUUUAAUGAAACUGCACACAGUGCUAAUGGUUUGUUGAUAAAGAUCUUAGGGUUAUUUUUGUCUAAAAAAUUGGAUAUAAAGUUUAGCUGUAUCUAUAUCAGGUAUGAUAAAGACACUCAUUAAAUGUUAAUUAAUUUGUUUUGUUUUUCUUUAUGAAUUAUUUCAAUGUAUUUCCAAAGCUCUCAUAUAGGGAACACCCACCAUUGUUUUAGCACAUGGUCGCUUAUAAGAGCUCAUUCUUGUGAGUAACCAGCUCUAGUUACGACCACUUUUUCAAAUUUCCGAGGUGGUUGCUUACAAGAGCUUGGACUGUUUUUAUAUAAUAGAUGAUAUGUUAAACAAGAUUGAGAGAGGCAUGGAUCUCAGGUUUAAUAUUAAUGCAUUUGCAGGCUGAUUUAUGAGUCAGAGAGGUUUAUCAAGGAGACCAGGAAGUAGCAAAAUGCCAUCCAAAGCGAGGUAAUUGGGGCAGAUAUUAACCCUCUUGACCCAACAAAUUUUUGCAAACUGUGCUCACUGUGGAAAAUACUUCAAUAAAUGCCCAUUAACCAUUAUUUUUUAAAAAUCAGUCCUGUUUCUUAAAAAUUAAAGCAAUCCUACUCAACAAGGUGUCUGUUCGGAAUUUGCAGAUGACGUUCCUCCAAGUCCCACCAAUUGAUGUGCUUCUUUGGAACAAUGAUGAUCCCCACAGGACAUGAUGCAAGGACAAGAGGAUACACCACAAGACAUUUUAAUAAUUAUAAUUUAGCUUUUCUUGUUUUUAUUACCUAAUCUUUAAAAACUGUGAGCAGACUUAAUGCUUCUUGGUCUUUGAGAAAAAGGGAACAAUGAUAGAGUAAACACCCAUGUUAGUGCCAACUUUAAAUAAUAACACAUCAAGUCAAGAUUGCAAUGUUAACAUGCGAAUUAAGUGUGUGCAUGUUCACAAGCGGGGUAAAUUAAUGUAUUUAAGAUGAAAUAAUAUGUUUAUAUAAGAAUUAAGUGGUUGCGUAAUAGCUAUCAUACAGUCAAGUGAUGUGUGUUUUAAGAGGAGAGUGGAGUACAUGUUAGUAAAAUAAUGAUAAGUGUAUUGAACCGGGAUAGCAACAUUUUUAUAAGAGUUAAGAGUGGGCGUGUACUACUGGUGGCAUGAAAUAUAUAUUGAGGAGGAAUUUUAAUGUUGAUAUAGAAAUUCAGGGAGGGCAAUAGUGAUGAAUGUAUGAACUGACAUUGUAAUGUUUAUAUGAGAAUUAAGAAUGCGCAAGUGGUAUUAAACAAAUUAGUGGUUUAUUAAAGGGGGAUUUUGAUGUUUGCUUAUGCGCAAUCUAAGCUGGGUACGCCCAAGUUACUGAACUAGUGAUGAAUUUUUAAAGAGGGUAUUGUAAUGUUUUGCGCCAAGAAUAUUGAUAUUGAGUUAUUGUGGGUGUUUUUUAAACAGUGAUUACGCUGUUAACGGAAGAUUGUAAAGUUUGUACAAGAGUUUACAAUGAGAGAUUUCAGCAGAUAUUUAACUAAAGAUAAUUGCAUGAAGAAGGGUUUGCGGUGUUUAUAUGAGUAUUAUCACUUAUGACUGCGCGUGUUUAUGAAAUAGUGACGGAUAUUUUAAGGGGGAAUUGUAUGUUUAUAGUAGAAUCCUGUGUGUGCUCAAUCUAGUGAUUAAUAUGUUAAGAAGGUAUUUUGGGACACUUGUGUAUGAACUGUGAUCGAGUUUGCAUAUGUUAGUAAUCAAUUGAUUAAUCUAUUAAGCAGGGGUUGUCAUACGAAUUUAAAGUUCAUGUGAGAUGGCAAUAAUAGCUAUAAGGAGUUAUUGAAAUGUUUAUAUUUGAGGAUUGCGAAUGCACGCGUGUUUUUAAAGUAUGUUAUUUAAUGUAUUAAUUGAGACUGAAAUGUUUAUAUGAGAAUCUAGUGUGCGCGCAUGUUUUAAAACUAGUGUUAAUAUAAUACUACUUAAGAAUACUGUUAAAAAGGGAAAUGUAAUGUUUAUAGAUGUAAGAAAGUUUGUUAUGUUUAAAAGAAUUAAAGGUUGUGAAUGUUAUUAACUGAAGAGAAUUAAGAGCACGCGUGUUAUUGAAAUAGUGAUAAAUGUAUUAAGAGUGAUCGCGGUGAUACUGACAAUUUUUUAUUGUGAGUGCGUGUGUACUAUCAAACAAGUGAUAAUGUAUUGCGAUCAUUUUUGUAUAUACGGGGUUUUCACUGUUUCGUCACGAAUUAAAAGAACGCGCAUGUUUGGAAUAGACUAAUACAUGCGUAUAGAGUGGUGCAAAUGUUUAUAUAAUUAUAUAGGAUAUUUGAAUGUUGUUUAACUCUUGAUAAAUGUUUUAAGGAGGGUUAAAAUAUUUAAAUAUGUUAAUGGGGAUUGAAAUGUUUGUAUAAGAAUGAAAGAGCGCAUGUUGUAAAUCUGGUUGUUAAUGUCUUGUCAUUCUCUAAGGUGGAUUGUGCGAUGCUCAUGUAAGAAUUAAGAGAGGGUGUGUUAUUUAUUUGGUGAUUAGUUUACUACGAGGGUAUUGAAAUACUUAUGAAUUAAGAGUGCGCGUAUUUUAUUAAUCUGCUAAUUAACUUACUACGAGAGUUCUGCAAUGCUUAUGUAAGAAGUAAGAGAGUGCAUGUUGUUAGUCUAGGGACUAAUUUACUAAGAGUAGUCGCAAUGACUAUGUAAUAAUUAAAAGGUUAUUAAAUUUAAUAAUGGGGAUUGCAAUGUAUAUAUAAUAAUUGCAAGUGUGCGCGUGGUUUCCAAAAAGUGUUUGAUGUCUGUUAAGAGGUUAUUGCAAUAUUUAUGGCUAUAAACUUACGAAUUAUGUAUUGCGGAUAUGGAGCCUUGUCAAGGGUGAAUCAGAAUUGUCAUUUUCAUGUUAAAAUUAAAUGUGCGCAUGUGUUAUUAAACCGCAGAUAAAUGCAUUGUGUGUGCAUGUGUUAUUAAACUGCAAAUAAAUGCAUCGAGGAGGAAUUGCAAUAUUUACCGAAAGAAUUAAAAGUGUACAUGGACUAUCAAAAAAUAAAUUUACGUUUAAACGAACAUUGCAGUGUUUUUUUUAAUUAUGAGUGGGCGCUUAUUAUUUAUCUUAUGAAAAUACGAGUGCGCAUUCGUGAUCAAGAAUGCAAUCAUUUUAUGAAUGAGCGAUUUAGAUGUUCGCACAUGGAUAAGAAUAAUUGCUGUGCUUGUUUUAGCCUUUGGUGAGUGGGGAGUGGAGAGUGUUAGAUAUCUGAAAGUAAAUGUUGGAAACGAAUGAACUGUCUUUCUCAAACGUGAGGUGGAUUAUUUAGAAGAGAUUACAUGUUAACAACGGUAUCAUGAAUAGACCGCAAAGCGUGCGUUUUAUCAAACAAGUUAGUGUUUGCGUGAAAUUAAUAUGCCUAUAAUAAAGAUAUGAAGCGCUAGCGGAUAUGUUAUAUCAAACAAUUAUUAGAUGAUUCAUAGAGGGAUGGGAAUACGUUAUUGUAUAUCGGUGUUAGUUAAGAGUGCAAUUUUUGCGUUAAAAAAAUUGUAAAAUGCAUGCAAAGAUGUUAAGGUUCAUUAAACAAAUAUAUCAAGGCAAAUUAUGUUUACAUCAUAUAGACUUCAGUCAAAUGUAUCUACCAACAUUAUAAAACCGAGACGUUGAAUUGACAGAUAUCAUUAAAUGUAUAUUUAGAAGGUGGUUUGUCUUAUUGUAUUAAUGUAACUAAGAAAUGAAGUUCGAAGAAAUGUCCCCGUUUAUAGGAGAUAAUCCGUGAAGUACGAUUAACUAUAUAUAAUGAUUGUAAUAAUUUAGAAUUCGCGCUUGUUUAAAAAAAUUGAAAUAAAAGGAGACAGGAUUUACUGAAGCAAACCGGAUUGUGGAAUUGAACGUAAUAGUGUAUUUACAGUAUGUCAUUCUUGGAAACUGAAAUGUCAUUCGUUUAAUGAGUGUCCGUGUCAGCAAAUUUAGACACGAUUAAUAGCAGAUCAGAUCUAAAAUGUCUGUAAGUUAUCUAUAUGAAAUGUGUGGUGGUGGGUAGACCAGAAGCAUAGGGCGAUAAUAGAGGAAAUGUAACACCUUGUCGCUAAGAAGAAGAAAUAAAACAAUUUUCAAUAGGCUUACUUUGGUAACAGUCGAUUAAAUAAUUAAUUAGACUGUUUAUCACGGGAACUGGAAAUCAAGGUGGAGACGGGUUGGGUACCUCGUUCUCGCGGCUUCAACCUGGGAAAAUGGGAGGUGCAGGAAAAGGGUUGGGGACGACGCUGACAAGUUUAAAAUCCGGAUAAAAUUGAAAGCUAAUAAAAGCUUUCGACCUCAACCGACGUCUCAGUCAUUUCUGCCCCAGCGAAUGUCGUGCCCAGCGCGUAACGUGCUAAGAUUAUGUCAUUGCUUAGAGGCUCUGGGACCUACCACCCACCACACCCCUCCCGUCCCGGUUCUGCCAGACAGAUGAACCUACACAAGUCUGUGAGCCAGUAUAGAUUAUACGUUACACUUCAAUAACUGAACUUGCUUCCCCACAAGAGCAUCGAACUAAACAAACUGUUACUCGCCAACUGAGGUAGAGGAAAGGGCAAAUCUUCGACGCUGAAUUAAGUAUUACAGCAAGAGUACACUACAUAAUGUUUUUGUUACUGGUAAUGUUGUUGUUUGUUUGUUUGUUUGUUUUUGAAAGAGCACUUAAGCCUAUGCGUUAACGGCUUAAUACUGUCGACGAAAGAACGAUUAAAAAUUAUUGUAAACGGACUUUAGAGUAGACAAGUUGAUGAAUAGAUCGUUCUCGUGUGGACAGCAGCCCUAAACGAAUUUAAAGUUCGAAUGCGUUUAAGUCAAAUUUCGUUUUGUAUUAAUGCUUAAAAGAGAAAUUAUAAUUUUCGAAAGUAGUGCUAAACAGAUUUCAUCGCAGAAUUUAGUACACAGUCUCGAAAGUUAGAACUACAUACUAGAUAUUCAGUUCCAUGUAAAAGUUCUACUAAACUAAGAGGUUUCAUUUGAAUGGUAACAUCAAAAGAUUUCAUCCACAGACUCAAAAGUUAGAACCAGAUACUAAAUAAAGAGUACCAUGUGAAAGUACUGCUGAAGAGGUUUCAUUUGAAUGGUAACAUCAUAAGUUUUCAUGCACAGACUCAAACGUUAGAACUACAUACUAAAUAAGCAACACCAUGUGAAAGUACUGCUAAAGACGUUUCCUUUGAAUGGUCACACCAUUGUAUUUUAUCCACAGACUCAAACGUUAGAACCACCUGCAAUACUCCGUCGUUUACUUUGGUAAUAAAAUAAAUCAUUGCUCGGAAGAAAGCAGAUCCGUUUCUCCGCAGGAUAAAGAUUUCUACCCACCUUUUUAAUUAGUCGCUGGUUAUCAAGUAUUACGCCCUUGUCUUGUCUUGGGAAAGUGCGCGGGUAUUGAAUGAUGAGUGCAGGACUAUGUUUGAUUAAAACUUUCUCCCUGAAAUUUUUCGAGAAACAAAUCCGGAAGGUUCUUGUAAAAUUUCUAAAGCGCGUGCAAAAUUUCGUUUCGCUGAUUGGACUAAACUAACGCACGUGCUUGCACGUGCACUAAAUUUGUUUUUCACUUUUUGACAAAACUUAAAACAGAAACGUUAAUCACGGGGGGGAAGCACAUGAAGUAAAAUAAGCGAAAAGGAGCGAAAUGGUACUUUAUGCAAGAGCCAUUUACGGGAAUACAAAGAGAACAAAGUGAAAGAAUGUGUGUGAGUAUACAAAAACAAGUCCGGCGGUAUAUACGGCCCUGUGCAAUGGAAACUCAAGUAUGUGACUUUUAACGUCGUUUCCAGCUUCUUUCGUUCUUCUUCAGAGACGUAGAUAAGGAAAUCAAGACCCUGGGAACGAGAUGGAAGAGUCUUGUUAUA
Molecule: messenger RNA, 5827 nt
Organism: Porites lobata
Lineage: Eukaryota; Metazoa; Cnidaria; Anthozoa; Scleractinia; Poritidae
Source: the annotation of a GenBank genome assembly